AAGCUCACCCUCAGCACUAACUUGACUUGCAACGUAAAAUACGGGAUGAAUAUGCGGCUAUUGCUGCGGCUGAAUCUCUCCUCACCAAGGUUUUCCCUCCGAAGGUAGAAGUAGCUGAUCCGAAAACAGAAACACUCAUCGUAAAAUUUGACGAGGCUUCCACUACAAAAUUUAUGAAGAAAACGAAAUCAGAAGGAGUGAGCGUGCAUUAAAGAUUCUGCUCGGUGUUGCACAGCGCAUUUGUCGAGUUGUUCCAAGAAAGAGGAGUUUCUUCGGAAAAGUUUGACAUUGUUUCCUUCCACGACGUAAAUGAGAGAAGAUACUGGGACUCUGAGUCUGAGAAAUCUUAUAUACGGACCACACGUAGGUAGGUAACGAAUAAUAUUCACGGUUGAUAAUGAUUGUCCCACCAAUGUGAGGGAAAGUGCUCGCCAGUUCCAUAAGGUCUUUCACGAUUGCUUGGACUACAAACAGACGCUCUUCAUGGAUAUACUAGAAGCAGAAGUCUCUCCAGCUGCACAGAAAUCCGAGGACUUUUACAAUUACAAUAUCAUCUGCCCGACCGUUUUCAAGAUUUCCAGUAUGGACAACGUCACAAAAUUAUUCCUUCAAUUGGAAGGAGCGGAAUAUUCUCACGUUAAAGCUCUGGAGAUCCGGCGGAGCACGUUUAUUCACAAAUUGAAAACCAAUAAUGUCUUCUGCUUGCAAACAUUCCGCAGAGAAUUGCUCUGUUCUUUCGACUACAACACGCGUUACAUAAGCAAUGAGCUUGCUAACAAAAUUUUGAGAAGGUUCGGGCACAUUUGAAGCAACUCUCGUCUUGAGUUACCAUUUUUUCAUAGUGUGUGACAUCUCCAUCGAGGUUUAUCAGCCGCAGCGCGUUAUUCUUUAUCAAUGGCUAUAGUGGUGCUCAUCAAACCUUGAAAGCAAUUGGUAUUUGAUUAACAACUCAUUGAUGAGUUAUCAUUGUCAGAUAGAAUAACAAAACUCGCUCCUUCAUUAUAACAACAAAGAAAAAGAUCUCGUCUUCGAAAUUGUAGCUAAGCCAGGAUCGUUUAAGAGUUUAUAGAUUGUGAGGAUUAUAGACGUUGACUAACAAUUCAUUCGCCCAUUCAACAACAAUUCAUUCAUUUCAUUGUAUGACUCGAAAUUGCGCAGAAUUGUCAACUUAAAUUUCUCUGAGGGUAGGCCAACAUUGUAGAAGCUAAACGAUAUGUUACUGAAGCAUUUCGGAAAUUCGGGCAAUCUAGGGCUAAUAUUGCAGUUGUCGUACGCGUCUAACAGUUGCUGCCCACGCUGUUCUCUGCACUCCGCUGCCGGGCCACAAUUGUUCUACUUAGUACUUUGACAACGCGCUGCAGUAGAGGCACACGGCUUCCAGACGUACGAAAGUGAUUCAACUCCUAUUAGCCAUGGCCACAUCAAGUGUCUUCGAUGAGCGUAAAUUACGCAAGCUUAGCCCCAUUGAGAAAUUUUUCCAGUUUUCUAAUGAAAAUAACAUAAAUUUGACUGUUUACUGUCUAACUAUUGCGACUCUGAAUCCUUUGCAACGAAGCUCUGUGCAUUCUGCUCUCCUGCACCUUUACAGGAAAAUGCCAAAUUUGCGCGUCUGCAUAUGUGUGGACGGGAAUGGCGAGCUCUGGCUGUGUCGAAUGGCUGAAGAAAAUAUAAUUUUGAAGUGGCUGACUUCUCCAGAGGGCUUCGACGCCGUGUACAUUGGGGAGACCCGCAAGCCCCACGAUGCCAGGUUGGGGCCAUUAUGGCGCGUGACGGUCAUGCCAGCUCAGGACGGACCGACUCCCGAUGCAGAGUUCAAGCAUCAUUAUAGAGUGAUGUUCGGUCUGCAUCAUUCCAUCACCGACGGCCACUCAUCCAUGCGAUUGUGUGGACACUUUCUGUCUUUACUCAAUUCUGAACUUGAAGGGAACGAAGUCGACGACAACGAACAGUUUGCUGAUUACGUGGGGCCAGAGUUUCACGAUAAGCUUGUAGAAGAAGCCAAGCUCACCCUCAGCACGAACUUGUACUUGCAACGUAAAAUGCGUGAUGAUUAUGCGGCUAUUGCUGCUGCUGGUUCUCUCCUCACUAAGGUUUUUCCGCCGAAGGUAGAAGUAACUGAUCCGGAAACUGCAACACUGUUCACCAAAUUUGAUGAGACAUCCACUUCCAAAUUUUUGCAGAAAAUAAAAUCAGAAGGAGUGAGCGUGCAUUCAGGAUUCUGCUCGUUGUUGCACAGCGCAUUUGUAGAGAUGUUCCAAGAAGCAGGAGUUUCUUCAGAAAAGUUCGACAUUGUUUCCUUCCACGACGUAAAUGAGAGAAGAUACUGGGACUCUGAGUCGGAGAAAUCGUACGGACCGCAUGUUGGUAUGCAACGAAUACUCUUUACAGUUGAUAAGGACUGUCCUUCAAAAGUGUGGGAAAGUGCCCGCCACUUCCACAAGGUCUUCCAUGAAUGCUUGAACAACAAACAGAUGUUCUUUAUGGAUAUUAUAGACGCCGAAGUCUUUCCGCCUGUGAAGAAAUCGUCGGAACUUUACAGCUAUAAGCUCCCUUGCACCGCUGUCUACUUCACUUCCAACAUGGGCAACGUCACCAAAAUAUUCCUAGCACCAAACGGGGAUGAAUAUUCUCACGUGAAGGCCACGGAGAUCCGACGGAGCACGUCGAUUCACCAAUAUUUCUCAAAUAACACGUUUUGCGUGCAAACAUUCCGUGGGGAAUUGUUAUUUUCUUUUGACUACAACACGAGGUUUAUUACAGACGAGCUGGCAAAAAAAAUUCUGGAGAAAGUCCGUGAACAUUUUGUGCGUCACUCCAUUUGAAUUGCUAAUUUCUACAACUCAGGUUGGCAGAUUGAGCUUGUAUACCUCUAAGUGUCAUUGUAGUGAUAAAUAGCGAAAUAUGUCUCAGACAUUUUUUUGGGGGGAGUGUAUAUCACGCGGAGGUGAACUAGGUAUAUGGUGUUACUUCAGCAAUAUGAUAAAAAACACCCUUCUUACAUUUUAUCGAGCGGUUGUCCUGCCGGUUCCCAAUGCGUAGUGACCUUUGCAUGAUGCAUAUCUUCUGAACUACUAUACAGAUGUCAAUUAAACCUCACAUUUGAACUUCAAUCAACCUUCAGCUGUCGUUUAGUGGUGAGAUCGUUUCGGUUUUAUUCACAAGUUUUCGGGGAGCUCCUAGACUGAUGUUUUCCGUAAAUGAAUAGAGAACUUCGACGGAUUCGAUUUAGUAAUCGUGAUCUCAGUGUUUAGACCCACCCCGUCAGUCAGAUAAUUUUUUAUUAAUCAAAAUUGACAGUGUAUGGGACCACGACUGAACAAAGGACCCCACCCCAACUCGAGUGGAAAGCUGAUGAGAUGUUCAUGCGUUCAGUUUAAUUUAAAUCUGCGCAUUACUUUGUUAGAUAUACUGUAUCAUGGCCAAUGAAACAUACCGUAAGACCUCAAGCGGACAUUUUCGGCUGGGAUGAAAAACUUAGGAAAGCUGUUUAGUUUCAAUGCUCGCUGACGAAUGAUUUAAAUCCGGCCAAUGGCCUGUAGAAGUAGGAUUUAAUGUUGAAGGAUAUACGGUUGAGCUCAACAAAAAAAAGUGAGUGCAGUAAAUCAUCCAAUUCUCCACAAGAGGCGAUUAAUCAACACGACAGAGAUAUGAUUUAUAACAGCAGCGUUUUUGAGACCGUGUCACCUAAAUAAUUUUGGUAAACUAUUAACCACAAUUGUAUUCAUAGGAUGCGAAGGUUAACUAUUACGCAGGUUUUUUUAUUAUAUAUAAGCAGGUGUUUGAUAACGCUGCUUUGCAGGUAUAACUCUCAGUUCUCUGUUACAACACCCAGUGAUGUUCGUAAUGAUCGCGUUUUGGGUGUGAUGUUGCUGGAGGAAGAUAGUAAUAUUUGACCGGUUGAUUAGCAUUAAAUGUUGACUUUUGCGGUACGAAUAGUUUGAUUAUUAAUUAUUCAAAUAGGGAAAUGUGUUAGAGCGAUCAACUAUACCAAAAAGGCAUCUCUUCAAAGUAAAUACGCAUGCGUUAGCUUAAGAUUUUAUUGGGGUUGAGUUUGAUUCUUGGGUUUGUGUUAUUUGUGCGUUGGUUUUUUAUUUGUGGUGACACGAUUGGUCGAACAAUAUUAUUUUGUGUCAUUGAUGUUUUAUGCAAUUGCAAUAUGAUUCGUUUAAAUCCUGAAAUUGUUUGGUUAUAAAUUUAAUCUCCCUCUAUUGUAGCUCCUCUAUUCUUAUCAAAACAUAACUUAUUAUACAUUUAAAAUUUAUGCUUUGUUUCAGGCUCUGAAAUACAGCUCAAGAAAAGGCUCUGAGCUAGAGUCGUCGUUUUGAAUUGAGUUGUUACAUUUAACACUAUUGAUUGUAACUCAAAAUUUGAGGUGUGUAGCUGACAUGAAUAAACAAUAGGAGUUUCAACAGCUUUUUGGGCGCGAUAGCUGUACUGAUACUGUAAAACUAUUUGCGUCUUGACUGGAACGGCUAGCGUUGGAAAAGUUGCAAACUAAAAAUUUCCUCGUAAAUAAGCGCUAUGAAGUAAAUUUACGAUUAUAUCGCUAAAUGUAAGCUAUUGGUAUUAAAGGGGAGAAAAUACUGAACACUAAUCCAUAACUACAGCGCGAAUGCUUCAGUAGGCCUGGUAACAUUCAGUCACAGAUUUACCAAGCAAAAGACGUCCGUAAACAAACUGGCGUCGUCAACACACGUCAAGUUGCUUGUGUCGAAACCGACAUCGGUAGAACACGAAGAGUCGAAACUCUUGCAAGUUAAGUUAUUCCAUCAAUCACGAUCGCGUGUGUGCAACAUCACAGACAUUUUCGAUCUACGCGGCGUGGAUGUCUGGAUGAAGUAACUGAAGGAACGGCGAUGGAGGGGAUAUGGUCUCAGCAGCGGGAUAGGAAGAGGCUGCAAGAGUACGAUGGAGGUGAUUCAAUCUAAGUAGCGAGAUUAGAAGAGGCUUUAAGAGUAACUAUAUAGGACGCGGAGAUAUACUGGGCCGACUGCUGGAUGUUGCUUGCCCACCGUGUGCGCAAAGGACCCCGCAUCGAAACAGAUGCAGCUAAGGAGAAAGUUUCUGUAGAGUUACGAUGAAAAUUAUGCUUUGUAUGAAAUGGUGGAGGAAUGGUUUUCAGUGGCAGCAUAUGAAGUCAGCUUCGCCUAGACAAUGGGGGAUGAAGAGGCUUUAGGGGCGACGAUGGCGGUGAUCCAAUCGAGGUAGGAUGCGACUUUGGUGUAAGCUCCCAAACGACCGCACAGCGGCCCAAAGCUGACGAUGCCGGCCACCUCCCUGGGCAUGCAGGUGCCCGCUAAGACCUCCGGGAGGUUUGACUCUUGCAUCAGAGGCCCCCCGCUGUCGCCCUGCCCGUCAAAUGUUGGGAUUACGGACGUGAAAUUUUGGAAAAAUUUCAUUCGACUGAUUUCCUUUAAGACUCGGCAGGAAAUACAAAUCGUAUCAACUAUCUCAAGGAAGUAUGGUAGGAAAUAUGAAUUAUGUAUCAUUCAAUGCAUGGGUGAUGCUUAUGAAUUAUUCUUUACAUGCGACUGGAUUUAUGUGUGAUGGGAGCGAAACGUUGUAUUUGCGUUGGAGAUUCAUUAUAUUAUCACAUGUAUCACAUUUCGAUCAAGGAAAAGUACAAUUUGUGAAAUAUUACGUACUUACAUACGAAUAACCCUCGUGCAUUAAUCAUUGUUUCGGAUGUGACGGAAAUACAUGAUGUAGAAAAAGAA
Hyalella azteca is the source of this 5717-nucleotide messenger RNA. RefSeq lists its product as uncharacterized. The record is from RefSeq and is a predicted model, not a curated record. The coding region runs from base 1413 to 2822 and encodes 469 amino acids. The transcript is spliced from 4 exons. NCBI's taxonomy places the organism in Eukaryota, Metazoa, Arthropoda, Malacostraca, Amphipoda, Hyalellidae.